Paramecium sonneborni is the source of this 515-nucleotide messenger RNA. The record is from the annotation of a GenBank genome assembly. NCBI's taxonomy places the organism in Eukaryota, Ciliophora, Oligohymenophorea, Peniculida, Parameciidae.
AUGAAAUUUAAUUUAUUAAAAAUAGAGAAACUAAAAAAUUAAGAGAAAUAAGAAAAACAAAAAUUCAAUAAAUCAAUUAUAAAUUAUGAUGUGUAAUAUCUUAAGAGAAAUAAAGGAUAAGUAGACAAAACUAUCAUUAAAUAAGAUUCAGAAAAAUAUAAUUUAUCCAUAUUAUAAAGAAUAUAAGUAAUUAAGUAGAUUAUGAUGAAUGUAAUUAGAAGAAAAGUAACUAAAUUUUUUUAUAUUUUCAAUAGAAAAAUGAGAGAAAGGAUUAAAAGUUAGGAUUUAAAAAUGAAAUUCAUAAACCUAUUUUCCCUUCUAAAUAUAAAGGGAAACAAUUAACUUUGAUAAAUUUAAAUCAGAAAAAUUCAUUUGUGUUCAAAAUUACGAUUAACUCCUUAAUAAUAAGAAUAUUUUAUAAAUCCAGCUAUUUAUUUAAUUAAUACAAAUUAAAAGUUUUAAAAAAAGAAUAUGAAUAAAAUAAAUAAAAUUUUGUAAAUUACUAUACUGGUUGA